Molecule: messenger RNA, 756 nt
Organism: Dicrocoelium dendriticum
Lineage: Eukaryota; Metazoa; Platyhelminthes; Trematoda; Plagiorchiida; Dicrocoeliidae
Source: the annotation of a GenBank genome assembly
AUGCGCCAAAGCAUGCAGAGUUACGCACAAAUUGCAUGCUCACCGUCAGUAGCUGGUCAACAACAAUUGACCCCUACAGAUAGCGCAACCAGCGGCGUUGCACAUAAAAAUUCUUGCUGUAGCGUUGGCGUAUUGUCCACGGAAGACAAGCCAGACACCCCCACUCGACAAACCUACGCUCACAAGGAACUGCAGAACAAACAAUUACUACGCAACCAAAAGGCGAUGACAGUAAUAUGUUCAAACGUCCCAGAACCCACUAGCGAAUCGCUAAAAGGUAGACAAGCCGAGGAGCAAAACCGGUGGGCUGAAAUAACCAGCGCACUCGGACUGAAAGUUCUCCCAACUGGUCUUACACGCCUUUCACGAAAUCCAUCAUCUCCACACUUAGGGGAACCUCGGUUACUGCGAGUAACGUUUGGCAACACGCGUGAACUGGAAGAUGUUCUCUUAGCAAGACACCUGCUAGUGAACUCUUCUGUCAGUGCCCGCAUUUUUCCUGACAGGCCAUGGGCGGAAAGACAGAAGCAUAAAUCCAACCCUAGUUCGUCACGUCAAAAUGAGAUGAAGAAAGUGGUAUUGGUUCAUGGUGUGCCAGAAUUGAAGCAUGACGAUAGCAGUGAACGACAGAAGCACGACAUCGAAGAAUGGCGGUACAUCGCAGAACUAUACGACAUGAAGAAUGUCGUGGCUUUUGACGUCACCCGUCUAACUGCUUCCACAAACUACCAAGGUAGCGGGCCACGAAUUUUGUAA